Molecule: messenger RNA, 2396 nt
Organism: Suillus paluster
Lineage: Eukaryota; Fungi; Basidiomycota; Agaricomycetes; Boletales; Suillaceae
Exons: 11
Coding region: 226-2379 (717 amino acids)
Source: RefSeq, a predicted model, not a curated record
ACUAUGACCAGCCAGUUGGCACCAGAGACAUAUGGCGUGCAAAUUUUCGGCAUGUUUUGGUAGCCUCAUGUCGUGGUUGCUCCGUUCUGACAAAUCCCAGACAUCGAUCUCCAUCACCUGCCCAAGAUUGGGUGGUUGAAUGUGGACCACCAAUUCUAUGUUGAAAUAUCCAUUGACGAUAAUGCGGGGACGACCAAUUCUACGAGUCCGGAGAAACCCAACUCUAUGCCUUGGACUAGUAAACAUAUCUUCAAUGUUCGCAACUCUACCACUCUCACAUUGAAAAUAUUUGCCCAUCGCCAACUCCAUACUGACCAAUACAUUGGUAUGGUUCAGGGGUGUAUCGAAGAAUUUUUGAGGUACCCUGGCGCUAUUCUUGAAAACCUGAAGUGUAUAAGCCCUGAAGGCAGGGAAGAGCUACUUAGGGCAAGCUUGGAGUUCAAGAUUUCCCCCAUCGUGGGCAAUGAGAGCCCUGCUCGUCCAUCUCAGCGCACUGAAACCGGUCACCAAGAAGGCAUUUGGAAGGGACCCAUAACGAGUCAUGACCAUGGGGACGCCGUCAGAACUUCAUUUCCCCCUGCAGUGCAAAUCUUUGAUAUCGACCUGCACCAUCUUCCGCGAAUCAGUUUGGGUUCGAUUCACGACAGCUUCUAUGUCCAUGCUUCCGUAGAUGACCACGAUCACAAGUCUACCACUGCUGAGAAAGCGCAUUCAUUGCCAUGGAAGACUCAAUUUAAACUUAAUGUACAGGCAUCAUCCAUAAUUUCCCUCAAAGUCUUCGCAAAACGUUGCCUCCAUGAAGAUCAGUACAUUGGCAUGGUACAAGAACGUGUCGAGCCGCUUCUCGCUCAUCCCAGAACUAAAAUCUACCGCCUCAUGUCUUUUGACCGCCAUGGCAAUAAACAUCUCCUUUGUGCUAGCAUGGAAUUCAAGAUCACGCCCCUUCAUGAAGCAAUCGAGCAUAACACCACUCAGUACGCCGAAAUCCAGCUAGCCCGGACGAUCGAUGCCCCCAAGGAUAUAUCAUCUAUCCCGGACACUGGAGGGUUCAGUCCAAAUGGAUCUUUAAAACAGUCUACAGAGCAGGUCGUCGUUGUCUUUGCCUCAGAAGUCCUUACACCACUCUUGGACAAGAUUAGCAUUUUCGUUCAGCUUGCUGGCAAGUUCGCUGAAGCUCAUCCGUACACCAAGAUGGCGUUCAUGGUCCUCACCGCAGUAUAUCAGGUGGUAGAUUCACAGUUUGCCCGAGACCGAAGUAUCCGUCGGCUCAUUACCAUUAUGCAUGAAACCUACAGCCUUAUCUCUGGCGUAGAGGAACUGAAAAGGGUAGAAUCACAAGAAAAGACUAUCAACUCCCUUGCUCGCCAGACGAUUGAGUGUUCGUACUUUAUCCGUGACUACCUGCAAAACAGGAGCGGGUGGAAACAAAGUUUUUCGAACGCGUUAUCCGACCUCGAUGCCAAGAUCCUAACAUACGAAACAGCAUUCAAAGAACUCAAGAAUGCCUUACAACAGCAGACCGCAAUUCACACAGAACUCUAUGUAUUUCGUGUGCAUGAUCUGUUGCUUGACCAUGCCACGAAAACGGACCUUGAUUCCAUGCACUAUGCUUUUGGCGCUUCGUACGAAUCACAGAAGAUCGUAGACGCGCCCUCACGGACCGAUAUCGUGGAGUCGAUAACUUCAUGGGUUAAUCAAGACAAUGAACAGCAGAUCUACCUCUUGCUAGGUCCCAGGGGGUCCGCAAAAUCCAAUAUCGCACACACCAUUGCGCGCCAAUUCGACGCCAUUGUGCGUCUUGGUUCGUCGUACUGUUUUUCGCGCGCCACCCGGGACAAGAGAAAUACUACGAAUUUGUUCAGCACAAUUGCACGGGACCUUGCUGAUCACGACCCCCAAUACAUGAAGGCUCUCUGGGGCACCGUGAAAGACAAGCGCGCGUUACGUGAAACGAUCAACCCACUCACUCAGUUUACCCGCUUUAUCCUUAUUCCUGCGAGGCAAAUGACGUGCAUUGGCCCUGUGCUAGUAGUCAUCGACGGGUUGGAAUACAGCGGUAGCGAGUCAGCUCGUAAAGACCUCCUGACUGCACUUGCAGAGAAAGGAGCAGAGCUCCCCCGUAACUUCAAGUUCCUAGUCACUUGCCAGCCAGAAGACGACAUCUGUGCUGCAUUUGAAGGAAAAUCUCAUGUUAUGCAGAAACAUCUGGAACAUCACGCCGACUCACUCUUUCCUGAGUGCAGUCCACCACGGACCUUAUCGCAAAACCAGACAGGCAGACCUAGGCCUUGCCCUCCUACCCCUCCCUUGUCUAUCCCAGAAUUCACGCAAUACAUUCCGUCACCUGAGACUGGGCUCGUCCACGGUUGCCACGAGUAAUUCCACUCCAACGUCGG